This is a messenger RNA of Penicillium pulvis, 237 nucleotides long. RefSeq lists its product as uncharacterized. Lineage: Eukaryota; Fungi; Ascomycota; Eurotiomycetes; Eurotiales; Aspergillaceae. The transcript is spliced from 3 exons. The coding region runs from base 1 to 237 and encodes 78 amino acids. The record is from RefSeq and is a predicted model, not a curated record.
AUGGUCCCUGUUGUUGGGGGUGAGGGAGUUUUUGAAUCAUGGAGGGCUGCCCGUCGUUGGGCUAGCUGCGCCCCCCAGUUGCUUCAACAAGGAUAUGAACUUCAUAAAGACUUUGCAUUCCAGGUCGCCACACCGACGGGUUGGGAUGUCUGUAUUUGCCAGGAUGCAAUGAUCAGAGAGUAUCUCAAUGCUUCGGACGAGUAUCUAUCUUCCACAGCUCCAAUCCAAGGGGUAUGA